UCACAGAAGGCACAUACAGAGAAGAUAGAGAAAACUGCCACAAACUAACCUUGCCUGCAGGCGCUCCUCAGUGAUUUGGAGAAUACCAGGUCCAACACAGUCCAGCUGACAAGGAUGGAAUAUGCCAUGAAGUCCCUCAGCAUGCUUCACCCCAAGUCCCUGUCCAGGCACGUGGCAGUGAGCACAGCAGUUGUGACCCAGCAGCUGCUGUCUAAACCUAGCCGGGACGCCCCCAGGGCCCGGCCCUGCAGAGUCACCACCGCAGAUCGGAAGGUGCGCAAGGGCGUCACAGCACACAGCCUUAAGGACCUCAUCAGCAAGGUCUGCGACAUCUUGAGGCUGAAAGAUAAGCGUUUCUCCCUGGUGCUAGAGGAAGAUGGUACAAUGGUAGAGACUGAAGAGUAUUUCCAAACCCUGGCAGCAGACACAGUGUUCAUGGUCCUGCAGAAAGGACAGAAGUGGCAGUCCCCAUCAGAACAGAGGAAUAGGUACCUGCUCUCCCAGAAGCCCACCAAGAAGAUUGAUGUGGCGCGCAUGACCUUCGACCUGUACAAGCUGAACCCACAAGACUUCAUUGGCUGCCUGAACGUGAAGGUGACUCUCUAUGACACAUACUCCCUCUCCUACGACCUGCACUGCUACAGGGCCAAACGCAUCGUGAAGGAAAUGCUCCGCUGGGCCCUCUUCAGCAUGCAGGCCACAGGUCACAUGUUGCUUGGCACCUCCAAUUACAUGCAGCAAGUCCUGGAUGCCACAGAGGACGAACAGCCCUCCAAGGCCAAGGCCUCCUCCCUCCUCCCUGCCUGCCUGAAGAUACUGCAGUGAAGGCCCCAGUCCUUCCCCAGCCAAGGACUAGACUGGGGAUUGCUUAGCUAGAAGUACCCACAGCAAGCCUGGCAGCUUCUGACACUCCCUCCUCCCCUCACAACACAGCAUCAUGGACAAGCAAGCACAAGAAAGGGCUGGAACCUUGGGGUCAGCUGGUACAAGGAGAACUUCUGGUUUCUGGCCUGACCAGGCCUCUUCCUGUUCCAGAUAGCUUUAGUGACCAACACUGGUCCCUGGUGGUCUGUGGCAGGAAGUCUGCCCCCUGCCCCCCGGGAUUCUGUCUUCACAUGCUGUACGCCACUCCCUCCCUGCUGUAGUGCGCAAAUCCUCUAGACCUGAAAUGGCCAUCAUGGAGCAGAUAUUGCUGUGGUAACCUGUGGUCUACCUUGGCCCUGUCAUAGCAAUGAGAUAAAGUGAUAGAGUGAUGACUAAAUCUAUGGUAAGGGUACCACCAUUGUCAACACUCCCUAGAAGCAGGAGGGGAGGAGGAUCAUCACUACCUGCAGCUGCACAUGAUCUUGGGAGAAGCUAGAGUAUGUAGGAGGUGGAGGUUAACUAAAGGUGACACUGCAUUCAUGCAGCGUUUGUGAGGCUGUAACCCAUGCUGGGUGGGACUCUUCAGUCAUGCUGUUUUUCCUUCUAUAAGUAGCCCUCACCCAUGCUCCUGUAAGUCUCCCACUAAACUCAUUGGUUUGCCAAGCUGGACUUGGGUGGACUCAUCUCUUUGAUCUGUCAUGGGUGCCCUGGCUGGGUUGAACAGACAUUUGUUGAA
This is a messenger RNA of Jaculus jaculus (lesser Egyptian jerboa), 1600 nucleotides long. It is a transcript of the gene Cidec, whose product is annotated as cell death inducing DFFA like effector c. NCBI's taxonomy places the organism in Eukaryota, Metazoa, Chordata, Mammalia, Rodentia, Dipodidae. Gene Ontology annotation, biological process: regulation of apoptotic process; apoptotic process. The record is from RefSeq and is a predicted model, not a curated record. The transcript is spliced from 6 exons. Bases 115 to 825 code for a protein of 236 amino acids.